Messenger RNA from Aphis gossypii (cotton aphid), 1605 nucleotides. Its product is annotated as zinc finger MYM-type protein 1-like. NCBI's taxonomy places the organism in Eukaryota, Metazoa, Arthropoda, Insecta, Hemiptera, Aphididae. Gene Ontology annotation, molecular function: protein dimerization activity. The coding region runs from base 1 to 1605 and encodes 534 amino acids. The transcript has 10 exons. The record is from RefSeq and is a predicted model, not a curated record.
AUGCCUAUUACAUAUCAAUUACAAGAUUAUACAGAAAAACCAAUUGCUGGCUGUUUUUACUCUGAGGAAAUAUCUUACUCAGAAGCGAAAGGUGGAGCAUUUUGCAAAUAUUGCUUGGUUUUUGUAAAAGUUGGUGGAAAAAAUAGGCAACCUUUAGGAAAUUUUGUCAAAACAGCUUUUGAUGCAUGGAAAAAGGCAAAACAGGCCUUUCGUGAACAUUCUGAAAUGAUCUAUCAUACAUCAUCUACUCUGGAUGCAGAUCAUUUUUUAAAAGUGUACUCCAAACUUGAACCAACAAUAAUAAACCGAUUGGAUUCUAGUAGAGUUGAGCAAAUCAAAGAAAAUAGAAAACGUCUCAUUCCUAUAAUUGAAUGUAUUAUUUUAUGUGGCCGCCAGGAAAUUGCCUUGCGAGGUCAUAGGGAUGCUGGCAAUAUUUUUACUCAUGAUACAUCUAAUCAGGGAAACUUCAGGUCAAUUUUGUUGUAUAGAACUGAUGAAACCACAGAUAUAUCUGUGACUGAACAGCUUGCUCUGUGUGUUAGGUAUAUCGAUAAAGAAAACAAUGCUAAUGAAAGCUUUCUUAAAUUCAUUCAAGUGCAGAGUUUAUCUGGAAAAAACUUGGCAGAUUCUAUUUUGAAUGGGUUACGACACGACGGAGCAAGUAACAUGUCUGGUCAAUUUCAGGGUGUACAAGCACAAAUAAGAUCUAAAUACCUUAAAGCACUUUAUGUGCAUUGUGCAGCCCACUCUCUAAACUUAGCAGUUUCAACUGCUAGUAAUAUUAAGCCAGUUAGAAACUGCUUGGGAAUUAUUGAAAAAUUAUAUGUAUUUUUCAAUGCUCCGAAACGAAAUGCAGUACUUUUGUCAGCUAUUGAAAAUGGCAAUACUGAUCAAAAGGUUAAGACACUUAAAAGGUUAUGUGCAACGCGCUGGGUACAGAGGUAUGAUUCUGUUAACGAUUUUAUUGAACUUUUCGAAUUUGUAGUUAACGCUUUAGAGUGCAUAAGUAAUUGGAAUGAUUCAUCAGCUACAGAUGCAACAUUACUUUUAAAAUCAAUUGACUCAGAAUUCAUUAUUUCUGUUAAUAUUGUUCAGCUAAUGUUUUCAUUCGGAUUACCUUUAUGCAAACAAUUGCAAAAAAUAAAUAUUGAUUUAAAAGAAGCUAUAAAUUUAGCACAAGACACUGUUAAUGAAUUGAAGACAAUUAGAAAUAAUUGUGAUGGUGAAUUUAAUGACAUAUUUUCAAAAGCAAAGGUAGACAAAAAUAAUUCAUUAACAGAGUUAAGACUUUGGCGUACAAAACUCAGGAGAACUAGCUGUAUACCUAAAACUGGGAUUGAUGCACUUACAGAAUGCAACAAAGAGAUAUACCCUAACAUUUAUUUAUUAUUAAAAAUAUUGUGUACAUUACCCGUAUCUACCACUACUCCUGAACGUAUGUUUUCAGCUCUAAAAAGAGUUAAAACCUACCUACGGAAUACUAUGACUGAAGAUAGGUUAAAUGGUUUGAGUAUGUUGGCGGUCCAUAGAGAUGUCGAGGUUAAUCCAGAAGAUGUGUUAGAUGAUAUUGCUAAAAGACCCCAGAAAUUAGAUCUAGUUUUGUAA